Molecule: messenger RNA, 606 nt
Organism: Saccharomyces kudriavzevii IFO 1802
Lineage: Eukaryota; Fungi; Ascomycota; Saccharomycetes; Saccharomycetales; Saccharomycetaceae
Exons: 1
Coding region: 1-606 (201 amino acids)
Source: RefSeq, a predicted model, not a curated record
AUGUGCGACGCGGACCUCGAUGCCGAAAGAAAAUCCAACAGCUCUCAGCAGGGACAAUUGAAAUCCAAGCGCGGUGGAGAGAAAACAAAGGAUUCUCGAGACUCCACCGCUGCUGCAAUCAGCAGUUCCCAUCCGCCAUCCGCCAAAAAUUUAGGUGCGCCGCCUGCAAGUAACUCAUUGGCAGCAAGCGUCAGCAAGGGUAGCGUCAAUGGUAGCCGUGUAACGAUGCAUUCAAACCUGGUGCCCACGGAAACGCAGGACGUGUCGUGGUCCGAGAUCGAUACACUGGACGAUGUGAAGAAGAUGGCUAAGGAGCCCAUUAUCAACGAUGGGUUCCCACUGGAUUUCGAGGACAAGCUCACACAGAUGCGCCGCUCGCACGCCCAGCUGCUGCGCUUAAUGAGGGAGAGAAAUCAGCGGCUUAAGUGUGCACAACCCAAGCUCUCCACGAAGCUGGAGAGCCCCACUCAGAAGAGCCGAAAUGGACCUGCUACCAUGAACCGGGGACAAGGACUAGAUCAGUUGCUAGACGACCCGGAAAUCGUGCGCGACGGCGAGAAGUACGUAAGCCAAAUUGUUGACACAAUCAAGGGCCUUGACCGGUGA